Messenger RNA from Carassius carassius (crucian carp), 2231 nucleotides. RefSeq lists its product as uncharacterized. The transcript has 12 exons. Bases 78 to 2231 code for a protein of 717 amino acids. NCBI's taxonomy places the organism in Eukaryota, Metazoa, Chordata, Actinopteri, Cypriniformes, Cyprinidae. The record is from RefSeq and is a predicted model, not a curated record.
UAGGAAGGCUUCUGAUAUGCUCAAGAAAAACCACUUCCUUGAAGACCAUUAAAGAUCACAUCAAACCUGCCAAUUUUAUGCAAGUUGUGGAAUCAGUAAAACACCUAGCAGGCUAUGACAGUAAAACCCAUGCAUACAGGUGCCCAAGUCUAGCUCUCAAAAUUGGACACAACUUGACAAAGAUUUCAAUGCUUCUUGAAAGCCAUGCAAAUCAACAGAACGACUACAGUGCUGCAAAAGAUGCUCGUACAUUCCGCAGAGUGUAUGAAACUAGAUGGAAUGAACUGAUAUCAGCCGCAUCACUGAGAACACUUCAGGAGUCUAAGUGGAAUACUCCUCUGUUGCUUCCAUUCACAAAAGAUGUCCAGACUCUCCAUUCGUAUUUGGAUGUGCAACAACAAGAUCUUCACAGUAAACUGUCUACAGAGGUAUCCCCCCAGAUGUGGGCAAAACUGGCAAAGGUCAUUUUGGCACAAGUAAUUUUGUUCAAUCGACGAAGAGCUGGGGAGGUGUCAAAAAUGACCCUUUCUGCAUAUGUAUGUCAAAAUCCAUCAGACCCACAUGAAGAUGUGAAUGAAGCCCUCUCAGAUCUAGAGAAGAAACUCUGUCAGCAUUUCAGCAGGAUUGAGAUAAGAGGAAAAAGGGGAAGAAAAGUUCCUGUGCUUUUGACCCCAGUGAUGAAGCAAGGACUGGAUCUGCUUGUCGGCACACGGCAGGAAUGUGAGGUUCCUCGAGAGAAUGUAUACCUAUUUGCAAGACCAUCGGCUUUGACCUGUUACCGUGGGUCUGAUUGCCUUCGACACUUUGCCAAGGUCUGUGGUGCAAAAAGUCCUGAAAGUCUCACUUCUACAAAACUACGCAAACAAACAGGAACAGUGUCUCAAGUUCUUAACCUCAGUAAUACAGAGCUGGAUCAGUUAGCGGAUUUUCUUGGCCAUGACGUUAGAGUGCACCGGCAGUUCUACAGACUUCCUGAAGGCACCCUCCAACUUGCAAAAAUUAGCAAAGUCCUCAUGGCUCUGGAUCAGGGACGCCUGGCAGAAUUCAAGGGCAAGACACUGGAUGACAUUAACAUUGAUCCCGAAGAAAAUGUGCUCUUGGACAGCGAACGCGAGUCAGAGUCAGAGAGUCAGGUUACAACUACUCCGAGGGAAGAGAAUGACACAGCAGUGCCAGAUGUCAGUGAGAGCAAGUCCCAAAAGAGGGAUAAAGAUGACAUUAAAGAAGGAGAAGAAAUUGCCUAUGAUUAUGGAGGAGAAGACUACCCUUGGAGAACACAAAUAACCAGCGUUGCCAUUAAAACCAGUGCAGCGAGUGCUUCUGAUCCUUCUCUCCAGUCAGAGACUCAGAUGGAUGAUGAAUCUGCUCAGAUCAACUCUCCUCAACAGAUGAAAGAUUCUGGUGAGCUCUUUGAUUCUACACCAGAUUAUGUUCCAGAUACCACUUCUGACAGUGAUGUUAGCCUUACACUAAACCCAACAAAACGUCAGCUUCUUGAUGAACUGGAUAUUGAUGAAUCUGGAUCAGCGAGUUCCCCUGACUGUGACACAACAACGUCAGACAAAAUGCACAGCCUUGCGUCUGAAGCAUCUGGAACAGGAGAAGAACCCAGUUCAAAACCAUCGGCAGAGGUGGCACUUCCUCCUACCGAGGGGAAUGACAUGCCGCCACCACCCAAGAGACCCAGACCACCAUCAGAUGAAGAGAUGCCUACAGGAGCCAGUGCUGUGAGGCCUUCUUCCAAAGGUAAAAGUUCCCAGAAGAAGACACCCUGGCAGCAGACAGAGGUGCAGGCGGUGGAAAGGCACAUGAAGCGAUUCAUCACAUCGCUCACUGUACCAGCAAAGAGCGAUUGUGACAAAUGUUUAAAAGCUGAACCAGAAGCACUGAAGAACCGCAACUGGAAGACCGAAUCGUGUGACGAGACAUCAGUGGCUGUGACUGAAUGCAGUGUGGAUCCUUCCACAUCAGUGAAAGAGAAAAGAGAUGCAUGUGAAGUAGACAGGGACAACCCCUUCCUAUUUGGAAGACCAAAGUGCUCACCCACCAGCUUCUUCAGAGGACAGGACUGCAUCAGGCUUUUUGCAAAUGAAAUUGAUCUGGAUUUAGAUGAGGAAGUAGUAAGCGAUGAUGACAAUGAAGAGUCUGAGCCUGUCUCUGGAGUAAGAGGAAGCAAAGAAGGGAUGGAGUUGACCCAGGACGAGACAGAAAGUUCCAACGGUAUAUUAUAA